CUGCUGAGAGUCAUCAUGGCCUCCCAGGCCAACCGGCUCCUCUGCCUUCUGCUUGGGCUUCAGGGCUGUCUGGCUGCAGCCACCUUCCUGCCCCAGGCGGGGUGGCUGAGGCCUCAGGAGGAGAACACAGAGGAUGUGCUGUGGAAGCCUGGCCUCAUAGAGGCGAGCAGGGCUGACCCUGGUUCUGUCCCGGGAGCUAUCUUCCUGACCCCGGAGGAAGCCCACGGCGUCCUGCGCAGGCCCCGGCGCGCCUACGGGUUCCUGGAGGAGCUCCGGGCCGGCUCGCUGGAGCGGGAGUGCAAGGAGGAGCAGUGCUCCUUCGAGGAGGCCCGGGAGAUCUUCAGGGACACGGAGAGGACGAAGCUCUUCUGGAUUUCUUACAGUGAUGGGGACCAGUGUGCCUCAAGUCCAUGCCAGAAUGGGGGUUCCUGUGAGGACCAGUUCCAGUCCUAUAUCUGCUUCUGCCUCCUUGGCUUCGAAGGCCGGAACUGUGAGACAAACAAGGAUGACCAGCUGAUCUGCAUAAAUGAGAACGGCGGCUGCGAGCAGUACUGCAGCGACCACGCGGGCACCAAGCGCUCCUGUCGGUGCCACGAGGGAUACUCACUGCUGGCAGAUGGGGUGUCCUGCAUGCCCACAGUUGAAUAUCCAUGCGGAAAAAUACCUAUUCUAGAAAAAAGAAAUGCCAGCAUCCCCCAAGGCCGAAUUGUGGGGGGCAGGGUGUGCCCCAAAGGGGAGUGUCCAUGGCAGGUGCUGCUGGUGCAGAAUGGAGCUAUGUUUUGUGGGGGGACCCUGAUCGACACCAGCUGGGUGGUCUCCGCGGCUCAUUGUUUUGACAAAAUCAAGAACUGGAGGAACAUAAGCGCGGUGCUGGGUGAGCACGACCUCAGCGAGCACGAUGGGGACGAGCAGAGCCAGCGGGUGGUGCAGGUCAUUAUCCCCAGCACGUAUGUCCGGGGCACCACCAAUCACGACAUCGCACUGCUCCGCCUGCACCAGCCUGUGGUCCUCACUGACCACGUGGUGCCCCUCUGCCUGCCUGAGCAGACAUUCUCUGAGAUGACGCUGGCCUAUGUGCGCUUCUCGUUGGUCAGCGGCUGGGGUCAGCUGCUGGACCGUGGCGCCAAGGCCCUGGAGCUCAUGGCCAUCAACGUGCCCCGGCUGAUGACCCAGGACUGCCUGGAGCAGUCGGAGAAGACGAGAGGCUACCCAAAUGUCACGGAGUACAUGUUCUGCGCCGGCUACCGGGAUGGCAGCAAGGACUCCUGCAAGGGGGACAGUGGAGGUCCACACGCCACCCGCUACCGGGGCACGUGGUACCUGACAGGCAUCGUCAGCUGGGGCCAGGGCUGUGCAGCCGUGGGCCAUUUUGGGGUGUACACCAGGGUCUCCCAGUACACCGAGUGGCUGCACAAGCUCCUGCACUCAGAGCCACAUCCAGGCAUCCUCCGGCGAGCCCCAUUUCCCUAGCCCAGCAGCCCUGCCCCAUGGAGAGAAAGCUGGGGCCAUGUAGAGCUGUCCUGGGACCAAACCCCAUCGAUUCUUCUGCAGUUCAUGGAGUAGAGGAGGGCAUGGGAGGGGUGGAGGGGUGGGGAGGGAGACAGACAGAAAGAGACUGAGGGAGACAUUCUGAGGACAUGGAGAGACUCAAAGAGACUAAUAAAGACAGAGGGCAUAGAAAGAUGAGAGGCAGAGGCAGACAGGCGCUAGAUGGAGAGCAGGACAGUGCUGCAGCUGUCCUGGACGCAGACAGCCCACCCAAGCCUCCUUGUCUCCCUUCAGCCAAGUCCACCUGCAUGUGAUCUGCUGGCCUCAGGCUACUACUGGGCCUUCACAGCUGGAGACAGUAGAGGUGUGUACACACACAGAUACCUACGCACACACACAAAUGUACACAGAUACAUGUGCACAGGGAUGCACACAUACAUAUGCACACAUGUACACACAUACAUGCGAAUGCACACGCACCAGUGCACACAGAGAUGUGCACACACACCAAUGCUGACUCCAUGUGUGCUGUCCCCCUCUCACUUUUCUCAUUCUUAUGCAAACAUUUCAUCUUCAUUUCAGACAAUUCAGAAGCAUCAGCAUGCAUGCUGUAAAUGACCCAAACUUCCCCCAACUGUAUUUCACCCUAAGCUGGGUGCCGCACUGCACAGGCUGUUCCCCACCUGCUUCCCAACUUCGCAAUAAAUAGCUGCAUCUCCUCUGUUUGCCUUUGGGGCCUCCCACCCCCUGGGUUGCCCAUGAUUCAUUUUUGGGGCUCAUCCUCUAAGCUGCUCUUUUCUUCACAGUUUUCAGCAUCACUGAAAUGACCGUUCCCAUGGGAGCUGUUUAAAAAACAAAGGUCUUGGAUAGAUGUUUGAAGCUGUAGCUGGCAGGCCCCUGUGCACCUGGAUGUUCUGUCCCUGCAGCCCUUGUCAAUGACAUUUCUCAGUGGCCCCGGGAACCCCUGCUCGAAAUCAGGAACACUUCGCUAAAUGUGCGCUCCCAGGCUCUGGCUGCAGGGGGAGGACCUGGCAGGCUGCACUCUCACCAAGUCCCCAGGGUUGGUGGGGAAGAAUGAGAAGCAUGUGAAGAAAAUCGGGAGGCGACAGACACUGCCCCCACUCCAACUCCAGCCAGCAUGGCUUGUAAAGCAGACUCGACGUCGCCCUGCAGGGCCCUCCUGGGCACCAGCGGGGCUCACAGCGGCAAGGCAGGUGCAACCCACCUCGGGGGCUCUCAGGGAACAUCUGCUUUGGAGCAGACAGGGCCUGUGAACUACGGCCCAGGACUGCUUCCAAGACACCCUGCUCUUGUAAAUAAAGCUUUCUGGGAACACA
Callithrix jacchus (white-tufted-ear marmoset) is the source of this 2825-nucleotide messenger RNA. Lineage: Eukaryota; Metazoa; Chordata; Mammalia; Primates; Cebidae. The record is from RefSeq and is a predicted model, not a curated record.